Messenger RNA from Rasamsonia emersonii CBS 393.64, 1266 nucleotides. RefSeq names its product CCCH zinc finger protein. The coding region runs from base 1 to 1266 and encodes 421 amino acids. The transcript is spliced from 3 exons. Gene Ontology annotation, cellular component: nucleus. NCBI's taxonomy places the organism in Eukaryota, Fungi, Ascomycota, Eurotiomycetes, Eurotiales, Trichocomaceae. The record is from RefSeq and is a predicted model, not a curated record. Gene Ontology annotation, molecular function: metal ion binding.
AUGACAGAAGAGCAAGAUCUCCUUGCAAAGAUCAGCCAGCUUGCUGGCAAGAUCAACCAGCACAAAAACCGAGCUUCGCAAGCACAGAGUCAGCAUCCAAAUGCCUCAUAUUAUAACACACGAUACCAGCGUGGUGGCUGGGCACCGUAUCGUGUCAGAGGGCCUCAGCGACGUCCCGUAACUCAUCGCAAUCGGACUCUCGUCCUUAACAAUCCCCAGGCUCCUGCAGCGGAUAAGGCUAACUUGACUGGUAACUCCGGCGACCAUGACGGUGAGGUCAAGCCGGGAGGCUCAAAUGGGUGGGUUGCGAAACGCGAUCGCCAUAUACAGCUGAUCAACUCUGCCAUCUACAAUAAGGAAGCGCAGGCGAGAACUAAGGCAAUCGCGGAGACACAAAGGCUCAAGGCCGAGAGACGAGCUAAGGCCGAGGAAGCCAAGGUCAUGAGAUACGUGCAUGGAAACGGACGGCAACUUCCUAGUGCUGUUCCAGCCCAGGCUGCUGGGACCUCCCAACGACCAACGUCUUACCAGAUUAUGGUGAAUGAUAUUCCCUUCCAGGUUGCACGAGGUGGAAGCAAAUUGAUCAGGAUAUCCAGUGCGAAACUCACCCCCCAGGAAAUGCGUUCGAGAGCUGGCUUACCCAUGUUAGAUGACCCAUCAACCGCAAAUGCUACCCCGAAGAGAGUGACCAUUGGCGGCGUCACAUUCGUUCGAACUUGCCCCUACAUCCACAAUCCCGACAAAGUUGCCAUUUGCAAGGACUUCCUUCAGAUCGGUAAAUGCCAUGCUGGAGAGAGCUGUGAUCUCUCGCACGAACCGUCACCUCAUAGAUCCCCAGUUUGCGUACACUUUCUCCGAGGACGUUGUUCGAAUCCGGAAUGCCGCUAUGCUCAUGUUCGUGUAACCCCGGGCGCGCCUGUCUGUCGGGCAUUUGCAGUCCUGGGAUACUGUGAAAAAGGUGCAGAAUGCGAGGAGCGGCACGUUUACGAGUGUCCGGAUUAUGCCAACACAGGAACCUGCAACAAGAGGAAAUGCCAUUUACCCCAUGUUGACAGGGCCGGGCAGAUUCGGAAGAAUGCUGCUAACAGAGCAGAAUCCCCCACUCCCGAUGGAGAGGAAGACGUCUCUAGUGAUGAAGAGGAGUAUGACGAGAUCGAUUCUGAUGACGUCGACUCCGAUGAGCUUGACGAUGAUCCCGUGGAAGUCAUCGAGGGCGGUGCUGAGGAUAGCGAGCUCUCGGGACAGAAGGAUUUUGUCCGUUUCUAG